Cyclospora cayetanensis is the source of this 1698-nucleotide messenger RNA. RefSeq names its product porphobilinogen deaminase-like. The record is from RefSeq and is a predicted model, not a curated record. Gene Ontology annotation, molecular function: hydroxymethylbilane synthase activity. Gene Ontology annotation, cellular component: cytoplasm. NCBI's taxonomy places the organism in Eukaryota, Apicomplexa, Conoidasida, Eucoccidiorida, Eimeriidae. Gene Ontology annotation, biological process: heme biosynthetic process. The transcript has 3 exons. The coding region runs from base 1 to 1698 and encodes 565 amino acids.
AUGUCGAAAGGCAACAGCUGCUCCUUCGCAGCGCCAUCCUUUGCGGCAAACUCCCCAGGACUGCCCGACUCUGCCCCCUGGAGGCAAUCCACUGCAGCAGCAGGCGGAGCAGCUGCUCAGACACCCGAAUGCGCAGUGGUGCAUCUUGAGCUCCAGUGUCAUGCUGCAGCUGCUGCUGCUGCUGCUGCUGCUGCAGCUGCCGCUGCAGCUGCUGCUGCAGCUGCUCCAGCAGUAGGAAAUGAGAAGCCUCUGCUGCGGGUGGGGAGUCGGUGGUCGCCCCUGGCGUUGACACAGACGAAAGAAGUUCUCCGCAAGCUCGUGUUUGCUGCUCCGAACAAGUUUCCAGCGGCAGUUACUGCCUUCCUCCAAGAGGACGAGGAGCAGAAUCAGCAGACUCAGCAGGAGGAUCAAGUGAAUGAGGCAUUCGCGAGCAACGCAGCGGGGGCGUUACCAGUAGCGGCUGCAGCUGCGCUGCGGCAGCGCCUGCGGUAUGGCGAGGUCGAGGUCGUCCCCUAUCAGACUGCGGCAGAUCGCCAGUUGCAGCAGCAGCUGCUGCAACUUGGAGGCAAAGGGCUGUUCAGCAAGGAGCUGGACGAAGGUCUAGAACGGAAGGAAAUAGACUUUGCUGUGCACUCCCUAAAGGACGUUGCCUCCACCCUUCCCCAAGGCUCCGUUUUAGGGGCUUUGCUCCCUCGCGAGGAUCCCAGAGAUGCGUUACUUUUUGCGAAUGCAAGACAGCAAACAGUCUUGCAACCCUUGUUGCAAGCGCUUGCAGCUGCGCGUCCCCCCUUCGCAUGCAGCGACGCCAUGACCGUUAGAGAUAUCAGCACCCCGUGUGCCAGCAGCGGCGCUGGUGAAAUUUUAAUCGGCAGCUCUUCGCUCAGAAGACAGUGCAUGCUGCAGUUUCUUUAUGCGCGCAACGCCGCUGCAGCGGCAGCAACAGCAGCAGCGUCGCAAUUGCGCUGCGUGCUGCUGCGAGGCAACGUGCAGACGCGGCUACGGCGGCUGCGGGAGGGUGUAGCACAAGGCACUCUCCUCGCUGCUGCAGGCCUCCUUCGGCUGUCUCUGCUGCAGCGGCAGCAGAAGGGACAGCCUGAACAGUCGCGCGCACGUUUUUCGACGGGUGCCACAUCGCGGGAGGGAGGAGUGGAACUGGCGUCUCUCGCGACUCCCGCAUACGGGGAUGUUGCGGCAGUGCUGCUGCCCCCCUCCGUUUUUAUCCCCGCUUUAUGCCAAGGGAUAGUAGCUGCGCAGUGCCGCAGCGAUGAUUGCGAGACUUUAGGCCUCUUGCAAGCCAUCUCAGACGAGGCAGCAGCCACUGCAGCCGCCGCUGAAAGAGCUUUUCUGAAACAGCUCGACGGCAGUUGCAGAACUCCCCUUGGAGGCAUCGCCAUGCUGCAGCCGCACCCUCCGCAGGGUGGAGGCAGACGCGGAGAGCAAGAGGAACGAGAGUGCGAGACGCAGCAGCAGACGCAGAAGCGUCUAGAAUUCAGAGGCUUUGUAGGGACCCCCGAUGGAUCGCGCAUGUUUCACGUCGGCGUCGCAGGAACUGUCUAUACACCGGAAGAGGCGGCAGAGAUCGGCGCCGCAGCAGCAAGGGAGAUACAGCGGGUGGCGGGGCCGCACUUUAUUUCAGACAUCAUGGAAAAAGUGCAACGGGGGUGGGGAGCACUUAAACACGGCUCCCCGUCAUGCUGA